Molecule: messenger RNA, 1236 nt
Organism: Fonsecaea nubica
Lineage: Eukaryota; Fungi; Ascomycota; Eurotiomycetes; Chaetothyriales; Herpotrichiellaceae
Exons: 1
Coding region: 1-1236 (411 amino acids)
Biological process (GO): secondary metabolite biosynthetic process
Molecular function (GO): FAD binding
Source: RefSeq, a predicted model, not a curated record
AUGUCGACCCCCGAAGUGGCCAUCAUCGGCGCGGGCCUGGCGGGCCUCACGUUGGCUCUGGCUCUGCAUGACCAAGGCAUCAAGGCCACAAUCUACGAGUCUAGACCAGCGCCCCUCAACAUCGGCGGCGCAGUCAUGCUAUCCCCCAACGCCCUAAAGGUCUUGGAUGCCCUGGGCUUGUACCAGGAUGUCCGUGGCCGGGGCUACAACUUUGAACUUCUCAAGGUGGUGACAGUCGACGGUGACCUCGUCGAGACCUACGAGUUUGGCGGCAAGGAGAAAUACGGCUACCAAGCGAAUCGAUGCUAUCGCCACGAGCUCAUCGACGUGAUAUUGUCCAAGGUCGAGUCGCUGGGUAUCCCCGUGGUGUUUGGUCGAAAGUACACUCACAUCGUCGAGGAGACCGACCAUCACAUUGUCUGGGAGUCGGCUGAUGGCACACAAUCCACCGCGUCCAUCCUCGUCGGAGCUGACGGGAUCCAUUCGUCUGUUCGAAAAUACCUCUAUCCAGACGUGGAGCCAAAGUUCAUCGGAAUGGCAGGCAUCACCUCAGCCGUCCCCGCGAGUCAAGUCACCUACCCCUACGGAAAGAUUGACCAACCCCUCACCAUCACCGCUGAAGGCAAAGGUGCAUUCGUGAUUGCGCCUCAGAAACCGGACGCCUCGGAAAUGUUCUUCGGGAGACAGAAGCGCAUUGACGAGCUGAGCCGAGAAGGAUGGGACAAGUUCCUUGCAGACAAAGAAGGCUUGGUCAAGUUCCUGCAGGAGGGCGCCGAAGCAUUUGGCGAGGUUGCCGUCACUGCCACGGCAAAGAUCCCGCAUGACAAGAUCAACGUUUGGCCCUUCUAUGUCAUCCCGCCCCUGGACAGGUGGGCUUCCCAGAAGCGUAGGGUUGUGAUUCUGGGUGAUGCCGCCCAUGCCAUCCCACCCAGUGCCGGGCAGGGAAUCAAUCAGGCUUUCGAAGAUGUAUACAUGUUCUCGCUUCUCCUGGCGGGGGCUCAGUCGGGCGGUGUCAAUUUCGAGGAUGCCUUGACGUUCUGGCAGGGGUUCCGUCAAGACAGGAUCAACAAGAUCUUGGAGCUGAACAAGCAGAUUGACUUGAGGAGGAUGCCGAAGAGUUCUCGCCCUGCCGAUCUGGUGGAUGAAGUCGUGCAGAAGGAGUUUGACUUGCGCUGGCUGUAUGAGCCGGACUUUAAGGCGGAAGUGGAAAACUGGAUCCGAAGCGCUAAGAGUUAG